Molecule: messenger RNA, 844 nt
Organism: Eublepharis macularius
Lineage: Eukaryota; Metazoa; Chordata; Lepidosauria; Squamata; Eublepharidae
Product: C-type lectin domain family 4 member M-like
Exons: 9
Coding region: 1-828 (275 amino acids)
Source: RefSeq, a predicted model, not a curated record
AUGGAUACAGGCUCUGACACAGAAAAGAAGCCUUCUGAAUCAGCUGAGGAUGCAGAGCCAGAAGAAGAAGAGGAGCAGCCUUUGGAAGAAGACCAAGAACCAAGCGAACUCCCUGCAACUCGUGGCAACAAAAUCUUAGCAUCCACGGGGCUCAAAGAUUUUAUUGUGUUUUUAACCGUGUUGCUGGUGGGCUGUGUUGCUGUGAUGCCUGUUAUAAAUUAUUUUGAAAAGGCGUCAUUAGAUGAACUACUUAAUGCCGUGUCAUUGAUUCAGACCAGUAUGGGACACUUCAACGAGACCUACAAAAACAUGUCAGAGCGAGAAGUACUGAUUGGCGCAUUCCAACUAGCGGAUGAUCUGGCCCAAAGGAAACAAGACAAUGUAGACCUUACCAGGGCAAUCAAUAAAGUCAUAACACUUGUGAGCGAAGGCUGGAAGCCCUUUGGUGGGCACCUCUAUUACUUCUCUACUAAGGGAACCCACCACAGCAAGGCCACGGGGGAGUGUCGUAAUCGAAAUGCCCAACUGGUUAUUAUUACUAGUUCCCAGGAGGAGGAUUUUAUAGAGGACAUUGCCAGAUUUAAAGAGACAGGUUUCUGGAUUGGACUUCUCGAGCUUAAUGACCAAUGGCAAUGGAUAAAUGGUGUGAAACUGGCAGGGGAUAAAUCCUACUGGGCUAAUGGGAAUCCAACCAAAACAACUCCCAAAGAAUUUCAAUGUGCAGAAGUACGAGGAUGUAACAGCAAACUAAAAUGCUGGUAUUCUAUCCCUUGCUAUAGAGGAAAGUACUAUAUCUGUAAGAUGGAACCUGAGCUAAAAAUCUUUUAAGGUGCCUGAAACUGAU